AGCGACUUUUCUGGUGCUGCCGGAGCGGAACUACCCAUGUCGUUAAGGUGGUGCGUGCUUAGAGGGGCUGGGAGCCUCUGUCAAGAAAGGUUGGGCUCUUGCCGGAAAUCAUUCCGCCCGGUAACAUUUCUGAGUGAGACCCGAGUCUGGCGGGGAAGAGGCGUGACCGAGAUUCAUGAGGUGAAGCAGUGCCUUGAGAUUCCUCCAUGCUGCUGCUGAAGGGAGAAUAUAGACCCAUUUCUUGAUGAACACCUUUUGCACCCCCCACUCCCUUGACUAAAGGGGAAACCGAGACAUGACUGGGCUUGCUCAUCUCCAGCAGCUCAUGUGACUACUGCAGCGGUGGCAGAACAACUUAAAUAUCAACAUGAAGCAAUGAUAUCUGAGAACAAAAGAACGUUUGCCAACUAACUGUCAUCACAAUUUCAAGUGAUUGUAUAAGCAGAAACCAGCUGCAACAGACCUAUGUGUCAGCCAGCUAUAAGAAUGCUUUCUUCUGAUACUGUUUACUUACAGGCAGUUUUAGUGUAGAUUAUUUAAAUUAUAUCUGCACAUCAAUGAAUAUUCAAGUGAAAUAAAAAUGAGUGAAGCCCCCAGAUUCUUUGUUGGGCCUGAAGAUACAGAAAUAAAUCCUGGAAAUUAUCGACAUUUCUUCCACCAUGCAGACGAAGAAGAUGAUGACGAGGAUGACUCUCCACCAGAAAGGCAGAUUGUGGUUGGAAUAUGUUCCAUGGCAAAGAAAUCCAAAUCCAAACCAAUGAAAGAAAUUCUUGAACGGAUCUCCUUAUUUAAAUAUAUCACAGUAGUGGUAUUUGAAGAGGAUGUUAUUUUGAAUGAACCAGUGGAAAACUGGCCUUUGUGUGAUUGUCUUAUUUCAUUCCAUUCUAAAGGAUUUCCACUGGACAAAGCAGUUGCCUAUGCAAAACUCAGGAAUCCAUUUGUAAUCAAUGACUUGAAUAUGCAGUAUCUCAUUCAAGAUAGGAGAGAAGUGUAUAGUAUUCUUCAAGCUGAAGGUAUUUUACUUCCUCGUUAUGCAAUUUUGAAUCGUGACCCAAAUAAUCCCAAAGAAUGUAAUCUGAUUGAAGGGGAAGAUCAUGUGGAAGUAAAUGGGGAAGUUUUUCAAAAGCCCUUUGUAGAAAAGCCAGUAAGUGCAGAAGAUCACAAUGUUUACAUUUAUUAUCCAACAUCUGCAGGUGGUGGAAGUCAAAGACUCUUUCGAAAGAUUGGCAGUAGAAGUAGUGUGUAUUCCCCAGAAAGCAAUGUACGAAAAACAGGCUCAUAUAUAUAUGAAGAGUUUAUGCCUACAGAUGGUACUGAUGUUAAGGUUUAUACGGUGGGUCCAGAUUAUGCCCAUGCAGAAGCUCGAAAAUCUCCAGCACUUGAUGGCAAGGUGGAACGAGAUAGUGAAGGAAAAGAAGUAAGAUAUCCUGUUAUUCUCAAUGCACGAGAGAAAUUAAUUGCUUGGAAAGUCUGCCUUGCUUUUAAGCAAACAGUUUGUGGCUUUGAUUUGUUACGGGCCAAUGGACAGUCUUAUGUCUGUGAUGUCAAUGGUUUCAGUUUUGUGAAAAAUUCCAUGAAGUAUUAUGAUGAUUGUGCAAAAAUACUUGGCAACAUUGUAAUGCGAGAGCUUGCUCCACAAUUUCAUAUUCCCUGGUCGAUACCCUUAGAAGCUGAAGAUAUUCCGAUUGUACCAACUACAUCUGGAACUAUGAUGGAACUUAGAUGUGUCAUAGCAGUCACACGUCAUGGGGAUCGAACACCAAAACAAAAAAUGAAAAUGGAAGUGAGGCAUCAAAAAUUUUUUGAUCUUUUUGAAAAGUGUGAUGGAUAUAAAUCUGGGAAAUUAAAACUCAAAAAACCAAAACAAUUACAGGAAGUGUUGGAUAUUGCACGACAACUUCUUAUUGAGCUUGGGCAAAAUAAUGAUUCUGAAAUUGAAGAAAAUAAGUCAAAACUUGAACAACUUAAGACUGUAUUAGAGAUGUAUGGCCAUUUUUCUGGAAUAAAUCGUAAGGUCCAAUUGACUUAUCUCCCUCAUGGUUGUCCUAAAACAUCUAGUGAAGAGGAAGAUAGCCGAAGAGAAGAACCCUCUUUACUUUUGGUUCUAAAAUGGGGAGGAGAACUAACCCCUGCAGGCAGGGUCCAGGCUGAAGAACUUGGAAGAGCUUUCAGGUGUAUGUAUCCUGGAGGUCAAGGAGAUUAUGCAGGAUUUCCUGGUUGUGGUUUACUUAGAUUACAUAGUACCUACCGACAUGACCUCAAAAUAUAUGCCUCUGAUGAGGGACGAGUCCAGAUGACUGCUGCUGCUUUUGCAAAGGGACUCUUAGCUCUAGAAGGAGAGCUUACCCCCAUUCUGGUUCAGAUGGUAAAAAGUGCAAAUAUGAAUGGUCUUUUGGAUAGUGAUAGUGACUCUUUGAGCAGUUGUCAGCAACGAGUGAAAGCAAGACUUCAUGAAAUACUUCAAAAAGACAGAGAUUUUACUUCUGAAGAUUAUGAAAAGCUUACUCCAUCUGGAAGUAUUUCUCUUAUCAAAUCAAUGCAUUUAAUUAAAAAUCCUGUGAAGACUUGUGACAAAGUUUACUCCUUGAUUCAAAGUUUGACUUCUCAAAUCAGACAUCGAAUGGAAGAUCCCAAAUCAUCAGACAUUCAGCUUUACCAUAGCGAGACAUUAGAGCUUAUGCUACGUAGAUGGUCCAAGUUGGAAAAGGACUUUAAAACAAAGAAUGGAAGAUACGACAUUAGUAAAAUCCCUGACAUAUAUGACUGUAUAAAAUAUGAUGUCCAGCAUAAUGGUUCCUUGAAAUUAGAAAACACAAUGGAAUUAUAUAGACUUUCAAAGGCAUUAGCAGAUAUUGUUAUUCCUCAGGAAUAUGGUAUAACUAAAGCUGAAAAGCUGGAAAUUGCCAAAGGAUACUGUACACCUCUAGUUAGAAAAAUUCGCUCAGACCUUCAGAGGACACAAGAUGAUGACACUGUAAAUAAACUCCAUCCUGUGUAUUCCAGAGGAGUCCUUUCCCCUGAACGUCAUGUCCGUACGAGGUUGUAUUUCACCAGUGAAAGUCAUGUACAUUCUUUACUAUCAAUUCUUCGCUAUGGUGCCUUAUGUGAUGAAUCAAAGGAUGAACAGUGGAAACGAGCUAUGGAUUAUUUAAAUGUUGUCAAUGAACUCAACUAUAUGACUCAGAUUGUUAUCAUGCUUUAUGAGGAUCCUAACAAGGAUCUUUCCUCAGAGGAACGCUUUCAUGUUGAAUUACACUUUAGUCCAGGAGCCAAAGGAUGUGAAGAAGAUAAAAAUUUACCAUCUGGCUAUGGAUAUAGACCAGCUUCCAGAGAGAAUGAAGGCAGGCGAUCUCUUAAAAUUGAUAAUGAUGAUGAACCACAUACUUCUAAAAAAGAUGAGGUUGAUCGAGCUGUGAUUUUGUUCAAACCUAUGGUAUCAGAGCCAAUUCAUAUACACAGGAAAUCUCCACUUCCAAGAUCUAGGAAGAUAGCUACAAAUGAAGAAGAGAGCCCCCUGAGUAUGUCUAGCCCAGAGGGUACUGGUACCUGGCUGCAUUAUACCAGUGGUGUGGGUACUGGGCGUCGAAGACGCAGAUCAGGGGAACAAAUCACUUCUUCCCCUGUCUCCCCCAAAUCAUUGGCUUUCACAUCCAGUAUUUUUGGCUCAUGGCAACAGGUUGUAUCUGAAAAUGCUAAUUACCUGAGGACACCAAGAAAUCUUGUGGAACAGAAACAGAAUCCUGUAGGGUCUCACUGUGCGGGACUGUUUAGCACCUCUGUGCUCGGGGGUUCUUCAAGUGCACCUAACCUACAGGAUUAUGCUCGUACUCAUCGUAAAAAGCUGACCUCUUCUGGCUGCAUAGAUGACGCCACACGUGGUUCUGCUGUUAAAAGGUUUUCUAUCUCAUUUGCUCGACACCCAACCAAUGAACACCUACACCUCUAUAGGUGCUGGUCCGUUUCCUCUGUGGAAUUUCUAGGCUCCAGUGGCUUCGAAUUGUAUUCCAUGGUGCCAUCUAUUUGUCCUCUAGAAACUCUUCACAAUGCCCUGUCUUUAAAGCAGGUGGAUGAAUUUCUUGCUUCCAUUGCUUGUCCGUCAAGUGAAGUUCCACGGAAGACCCCUGAAAUUUCCUCUACAGUGUCACAUUCCAGUCCAGCAGUGAGAAGAAAAAUAUCUUUAAAUACAUAUACACCUGCAAAGAUCCUCCCAACACCAUCAGCUACCUUAAAGAGUACUAAAGCAAGCAGCAAAGCAGCUCUCUCAGAUUACCAAACCUUGUACAAGAGGGGCAGUAACUUGAAUAAGUUUGAACCAUACACAUCCUAAAUAAUCAGUAUAUGAAACUACAGACAACUGAAUAACCACCAGUGGACAUUCUAGUGCAGUUGUUCCUAACACCUCAUCUCGGAAAAAGAGUGUAACUAGCAAAACAGAAGUAUAUGAACACAAAAAAUCCUCUGGGAAGAAGAAAUGAAAUCUUAGCAGAAGCUAGAGCUUCUUAUACUUAUAAAAAUCACGUGUUCAAUAGAAAAAGACCCAUAAUAAACCUUGAUUGAAAAUUAUCAAAGCAAGUAAUUUAUGUUUCUCCUUAUACAUCUGUGUAUUCUUUCAAAAACAUCUAGAUGAUUCUUUGUAUAUAUUUACAUAAGGAACUUUAGUCAUGAUCUAGAAAUGUUUAAAACAAUGUUUAUUAGCAUUUCAUGAGUCACAUAACUGACGAUGAUAAAGCUCUGCCAUUUUUCCUGUCAUAUAUACUUGUGUUUGUGGUAAAGGAACCUAAACCCAGCUGACCUGUGACAAUGUCACAGUGGUAAUGCUGCUUUCCAAAGGGUCUGAUGAGUUCCCUGUGUACACACUUCUCUUCCCAUGGGAUUGCAUCUUGCUUUAAAAACAUUUGACUUGUGUUGAAAUUUGACAGCCAGAAUAUCAUACUGGAGAUUUUUUUUUUAUUAAAGUGUGUUUCCAAAGAGAUGUCAUUGACCAUUUGGAUUACAGCUUUUUUCACCCCAGUUGUUAAAAUGACAUAUAUGCUGCAAUAUUUAAUAACUGGAGUAUUGGUGUAUGGGAUAUUUUUUCAAUCUGUGCUUUGAAUUUUUUUAUUAUGUGUUAUUUAAAAUAUUACAUUUAUAGCCAGGAUACCUACACCUUUGUGCAUUUAAAUUUGCAUAUUAAUUUUUAGAAAAUAUUUCUUUUUAUAUUACCUUAUAGGAGGUGCUUUGUUGAUCAGGAAGAUUUUUGCUUCAUAUAUUGGCAAGUAAAACACCUUUUGAAUUUCUUUUUGAAAGAGAUGAUUGAAAAAUUUGUAAAUGUUACACAUAUUUUCAGAGUUCUUUUUAAAUCUAAAGAACUCAGUUCAAUGUUAGAAGAGUAUCUGAAUUCUAUAGUUAUUAGGUUUUACAUAUAGCUUCUGUGUUUACCAUUUCCAUUCUUAUCUCUAAUUAUCAGUUGAUCUCAGGAAGUUAGAAGAUUGAGCAUUUUAAAUAACUGGCUCUUGCCAAAUGGUUAGAUUUUGAAGGGAAAUUGAGAUCAGUGUGUUAUGAUUUUAUCAUUGAUGUGGAAAACGUUUUAUUAUCCUUGGUGCUUUUUCUCCUGAUGCACAAAUAAUUAUGAACCACUUGAAAUGACUUAAACUGUAAACCAAACAGUGCAACCUGAUAAAUACUUCAUGCAUUGCAAAUUAGAUAAUAUAAAUUACCACAGCUUUAGCUUGAAGUUUAUGUUUGGAAAAUAAAUGAAUUGUCUUGGUACAAAUACAACUAUUGUAAUUCUUCAAAACAAACUACUAACUUUAAAUCAUUAUAUAUGAACUGACCUUUAGAAAAUAAGGAUAUUACAUGUUAGUUGUUGUAAACGGUACCAUAUACAAAAGUCACAAAUACAUGCAAUUAUAUAAGCUCAUAUAUUCACAUGUAUGUAAAUGUAUUAUCUGUAGACAUGUCUUGUAAACAACUGAAUGUACCUACAUUUUCUGUUUGUGAAAAUGUGAUUAAUAUGUUUAUUGUGGGAGUGAGAAAACUACUUUUAUUUUUUAAGUGGAGCUGAAUUAAAAUAUCAGUGUUUCCAGAAUCAGAGAUUGA
Choloepus didactylus (southern two-toed sloth) is the source of this 6078-nucleotide messenger RNA. RefSeq names its product diphosphoinositol pentakisphosphate kinase 2 (gene PPIP5K2). The transcript has 33 exons. Gene Ontology annotation, biological process: inositol phosphate biosynthetic process; inositol metabolic process. Gene Ontology annotation, cellular component: cytosol. The record is from RefSeq and is a predicted model, not a curated record. Gene Ontology annotation, molecular function: diphosphoinositol pentakisphosphate kinase activity; 5-diphosphoinositol pentakisphosphate 1-kinase activity; inositol hexakisphosphate kinase activity. NCBI's taxonomy places the organism in Eukaryota, Metazoa, Chordata, Mammalia, Pilosa, Megalonychidae. Bases 581 to 4327 code for a protein of 1248 amino acids.